UACUCUGUUCUAUUUAUCGGUCAUCUUCUUCCUCUGGAGCUUCCCCAACGCUUUUUACUUAACCCUAGACCUUUGCCACAUCCAUGGCGAUUCUCACUUCCUCUUCCAUCUGUGAACUCUAAAGCUUCCGCCUUUCCAUGGCGACGCUCCGAUCCAAGGAUCGCGCCGUCCUCGAGCCCUUCGCCGAGGUCGACCCGGCCAAAUCCGCGGGCCUCCCCCCUUCUGCGCCCCUCACGAUCCGGUCCCUCGACGUGUCCUCCGCGUCCGAUUCCAAAACCCUAGUUUACGUCGGCACCGGAGGCGGGAAGAUCGUUUUGCUCUCCGUAGAUCCAUCGUCGCCUUCCUCUUCGUCUCCCUCCCCGACGUUAGCUACCGGGAAUGGCCGCGAUUCCCCCGCUUCGAUUGCGUCUUCGGCCGAAGGUGUAGAGUUUCUGCGGUUGGCUUCGGUUGGGAGCCGCGUGGUCGAAUCGAUUCUGGUUCUCUCCGAGAUUGGGAGGAUUCUCGUGCUCUCCGGUGGGUCUCUCUUCAUAGUGGAUUCGGUUUUGUCGCAACCGGUGCGCAAGAUCGGCGUUGUGAAGGAUGUGACGGCGGUGGCCAAGAGAAUUCCGUGCUCGGAGGGGUCGGGUUUGGAUUUCAUGGGAGAUGGGGCAUCCAAAGGUGAGAUUUUGAGCUCCGGAAAGAAGCUUCUGAUGAAGUUGGGUGUAGGCAUCAAGGCAAAUGGGUCAGGGCCUCCAUCGUCGGAGCCUCCUAGAGAAGGGCGCACCUCGUGCUUUGUGGCGGCCGCGGUAGCUAAGAAGCUGGUGCUGAUAGAGCUGAUGUUAUCUGGAAGUGUCGACAAUGAUUCGGAUAAUAAUGGUGUGUCGGUGCUUUCCAAAGAGAUUCAGGGAAUUGAUGGUGCCAAGGCCAUGGCUUGGCUUGGUGAUUCGAUCAUUGUUGGAACUUUAGAAGGUUAUACCUUAUUCUCUGUUGUUACAGGGAAAUGCACUCCGAUCUUUACACUUCCGGAGUCUUCGGGGCCACCUCGAUUGAAACCUUUAUGGAGAAGCAAGGAUGUGCUUUUGCUGGUCGAUAAUGUUGGCAUAGUCGUUAACAGUUCCGGUCAGCCGGUUGGUGGGAGCUUUGUAUUUCGACAGCCACCUGACUCCGUUGCAGAUAUGUCUUCUUAUGUGGUUGUUACUGGGAAUGCUGGGAUCGAAAUUCAUAGAAGGAAGACUGGUGCUUGUGUUCAGUCAGUUUCAUUGGCAAAGCAUGGCUCUGGCUCGCUCAUUGUGGCUAAUGAUGAUCAAGGUAGUGGCGAGGUGGUGGUGAUAGCAACACCUUACAAGGUCAUAUGUUUCCGUAAAGUGUCUGCUGAAGAACAGAUUAAAUCUUUAUUGAGGAAAAAGAAAUUUACUGAAGCCAUAUGUUUGGUAGAAGAGCUUGAAUCUGAUGGUGAAAUGACCAAGGAUAUGCUCUCUUUUGUGCAUGCACAAGUUGGCUUCCUUUUAUUAUUUGAUUUGCGCUUUGAGGAUGCAGUAAAUCAUUUUCUGCUCUCAGAAACUAUGCAACCAUCUGAAAUCUUUCCAUUCAUUAUGCGGGAUCCAAACCGUUGGUCUCAACUGGUACCAAGGAAUCGUUACUGGGGUUUGCACCCUCCACCAGCACCUCUUGAAGAAGUUAUUGAUAAUGGGUUAAUGGCCAUCCAACGUGCUAUGUUUCUUAAAAAGGCUGGUGUAGACACAACUGUGGAUGAGGAUUUCCUUUUAAACCCACCUAGUAGAGCUGAUCUUUUGGAGUCAGCAAUUAGAAACAUUAUCAGGUACCUGCAUGUUUGCCGGAAUAAGGUUUUGCUGCCUCCAAUAAAGGAAGGAGUUGAUACCCUUCUCAUGUACCUCUAUAGGUCACUUGAUCUUGUUGAUGAUAUGGAGAAGCUUGCCUCAUCCCAGAACAGCUGUAUUGUGGAGGAGUUAGAAGCAUUGCUAGAUGACUCUGGCCAUUUACGGACCCUUGCCUUCUUAUAUGCCAGUAAAGAGAUGUCCUCCAAGGCUCUGGCUAUCUGGUGUGUAUUGGCAAGAAAUUAUGCCAAGGGAUUAUGGAAAAAUUCCACACCUUCAUCCGAAGGUGACUCUCUGGAUAUUUCUUUAGGUUCAACCUCUGGCCAGAAAAUUGCUGCUGCGGAAGCUUCAAAGAUACUUCAAGAGUCGUCUGAUCAAGAUCUAAUUCUUGAACAUCUUGGAUGGAUUGCAGAUAUUGACCAGGAACUUGCUGUUGCAGUUUUAACCUCUGAGAAAAGGAUCAAUCAGCUUUUACCUGAAAAAGUGCUUGCUGCCAUUGAUUCUGAAAAGGCUGAGCUACGUCAAAGAUAUUUGCAGUGGUUGAUUGAGGAUCAAGACUGUGAGGAUUCUCAAUAUCAUACUCUCUAUGCUGUUUCUCUUGCCAAAUCAGUGAUGGAGGCAGUCUAUAUGGACUCCAGAAAUGAAGACAAAAAUUACAGAGACAUUGAUGAGAUGGACAAUUCCAGUGUUGAAGCCCGAAAUAGUCACAACCAUUUAGUGCGGGAAAAAUUACAGUUAUUUCUGCAGGCUUCAGACUUGUAUGAUCCAGAAGAAGUGCUUGAUGUGAUAGAAGAAUCAGAGUUAUGGCUUGAAAAGGCAAUCUUGUACAGGAAAAUGGGGCAAGAGAAUAUUGUUCUUCAGAUUUUGGCCUUGAAGCUGGAGGACAGUGAAGCAGCCGAACAAUAUUGUGCCGAGAUAGGUCGAGAUGAUGCCUAUAUUCAGCUGUUGGAUCUGUACUUGGAUCCACAAAAUGGAAAAGAACCAAUGUUUACAGCUGCUGUCCGCCUUCUUCAUAAUCAUGGGGAAUCUCUCGAUCCCCUCCAAGUGUUAGAGAAACUGUCACCUGAUAUGCCUCUUCAGCUUGCAUCAGAUACCAUAUUAAGAAUGUUGAGAGCCCGAGUUCAUCAUCAUCGUGAAGGACAGAUUGUGCAUAAUCUCUCACGUGCAAUAAACCUAGAUGCCCGGUUGACUAGGUUGGAGGAGAGAUCAAGGCAUGUCCAGUUGAAUGAUGAGAGCAUCUGCGAUUCUUGCCGCGCCCGCCUUGGAACCAAGCUUUUCGUAAUGUAUCCAGAUGACUCGGUUGUCUGUUACAGGUGUUAUCGUAACCAAGGCGAUUCAUCUUCAUCAUCAGCUAACGGUGGUCGACGUAGCUUGAAGAAAGGCAUUAUUUUCAAACCAGGGUGGCUUGUUAGCAGAUGAUAGUGAAUGCAUCUCUCCAAAUGAAAGUUUCUGCAAAUGCGACUUGCUGUGGGAUCAUCAUUAGGUGCUAUGAAGGGAUAUUUUCUUCUCUACUUCAGAGAACGUGUACGCCGCCGCAUUCUACGGAAUCAGCAACUGGCAGUUUCUCAAGAUGGUGGCAAUGGCAGAAGCUGAUACCAAAUUUAAACAUACGGGAACGGUCGAUACGGAGUGAGAGUUUUAGGUUGUUGUAUCGUAGUUCCUUUUUUACUUGUGUAAUAGUAUUUCGAAGUGUUCUGAGGAAUCUAUUUUAAGGGGUUGGGAAAUGGGAGCUUUGCAAAGUUUUAUUUAAGUGAUGACCUUGGUUUUAAAGAGUCAAUUGGAGUUCCAGUUCAUGACUCAACAGAGCUGUACAGAUAACAUUAUAAUAAUCUUCUUUCUCUCUCUCUCUGUUCUGACUA
This is a messenger RNA of Ananas comosus (pineapple), 3673 nucleotides long. RefSeq names its product transforming growth factor-beta receptor-associated protein 1. The coding region runs from base 138 to 3233 and encodes 1031 amino acids. The record is from RefSeq and is a predicted model, not a curated record. NCBI's taxonomy places the organism in Eukaryota, Viridiplantae, Streptophyta, Magnoliopsida, Poales, Bromeliaceae. Gene Ontology annotation, biological process: intracellular protein transport; autophagy; vesicle-mediated transport. Gene Ontology annotation, cellular component: cytoplasm; membrane. The transcript has 14 exons.